Molecule: messenger RNA, 5751 nt
Organism: Colletotrichum destructivum
Lineage: Eukaryota; Fungi; Ascomycota; Sordariomycetes; Glomerellales; Glomerellaceae
Exons: 1
Coding region: 1-5751 (1916 amino acids)
Source: RefSeq, a predicted model, not a curated record
AUGGACAUCUUUGGGGUCAUGGCAGCAGAAGCCAUUCCGUUUUCUCCUACGCAUCAACAACAGCCAGACCGCCCUCAACUCGGCCAGGGUUAUUCGCCACAAGCUCAUCCAUCUCAAGCUCAUGACUCCUUUCCGGAAGCCCCCGUCACCACCUCGGCUUUGGAGGUCAAAAAAGACCCCCUCCCACAGAAAAGUCCACCAAAAGCACCAAACACUCACCUCAGCAAUGUUUCGUCACGAUCGACCCAUACGCUGAGCUCCCACCCGCUCGCUCCAGACUCCGGUACUCCGAGUCGAGCGCCCCCUUCUCAUCCCCCGGCGCUCGGCUCCAGCCUGGCUCCUCAAAGAGACACCAGUGCGAAUCGUGUCCAUCAACCGCCACCGCCGGGUGUCAGAGCAGGCUCCGCCGAACAUGUUUUCUCGCUCCUGCGUGGAGGCCGAGGACUCGCCUGCCCUCACUUCCCCAAGUACACCACCGCCGGGGUCUCAACCGCACGCAGAAAAUACCCGAGCCGUCUCGGCUUCUUCCACGCCUCGAGUCCCAAAGGCCACAUCAGCUACCUGGAGACCGCCAAGUUCUGCGCCGCCUGCCUCGACCAAGCCGUGCCGAGUGGCUACACUUACUGGUCCAUGGUCUCCGAAGGCAAUGGUUCGGUCAUAGGAGGUCGGUGGCUCGACACGGCGGCUUCGUCUCAGACGUAUCCCCGUCUAUAUCAGGCUGGUACCGAGCGGUUCGACCAAACAACCGUCUCUCCGCAUUUUGUCCCAGAGCAUCUUCUCACUUCACCCAAGGAGGUUCCCAUUCCCAAGGUGUCGGGGGCUCUCGACGCCUGGCGUUGGUUACAGGCUCAGCAGAAGCCCUUCUAUGUCGACGGGCUGCAUCUCACCAACGGCUGGACGCCUUUCGCGCAGCUGUCUGUCGAAGAAGAUGCCGCCAUCGUCAAAACGAGCGGCGAGCGAUACGUCGCUGGCCGAUCUACGCACGCUGCUGAUAUCCAGAUUCACCAACGCCACAUCGGAGAAGGUCCUGUUGUUCGGCCCAAGGGUCUCCACGCGCAACAACUUUCGCCAUGCGGCUUUGUCCCGACUGGCAAGCCGAACGAGUCCGCCGCCACCUCUACGGUUCCCUCUACGGUUCCCCUGAGCAUUUCUACAAAUCCCGCCUUUGGAAAGGCCUCGACCUCUUCAAUUAAGAGGAAGGCUGUACCUUCUAGAGGGAUUGGUCCCGGAACGCUGCCAGCAUCUGUCACGCCACCCGUUCAGCAAAGAGUCGUGACAUCACCUCCAGAGCUGUCGCAACCUCCAGUCAGUAGGCCAGAGGCCAGUCAUCAUGAUCCCGUAACAGGGAGAACAAUGAGUCCCCAGCCAAAGGCUCAUUUUCUCGACGGGUCGCGUUCAGUCUCUCAACCAACGUCGGUCUUCAGCGUCGAUGCCGGCCAGGGACCCCAUGUCCUGGGUCCAAGAAACACCGCGGCUUUUGGCCCUCUGAAUAGGACAAAGUUGCCUCAGGGAGAUCCUCGAUUGCUCCAAGACGCCCGGUCAUCCAGUGCAAUGUCGAGUCCGCGAAGCCACUCUUCGUCAACUGUGCCGACUAGGGGAGCCAAGACGCCCCAAGAAGUCGCACCGUCCCUGGACAAGGUUUCUUCUGGUGGAAACCAACCCACCCCGAGAACAUCUGUCUGGAGCCAGACUGGAGAACUAACGAAGCCCGCUCUAGGCAUGAAGCCGAGUGACAAGAGCAAAGACGGCAGAAAAGAACAGACGACGUCUGAUGCCACGGCUGGCCAGAUGCCGCAAGACAAGCCGACUGCUCGGAGCUCUCAGCCGCGGAAAGCCGGGAGCUCUUCCAAAGUCGACAGAGAUACGCUGCCCAACUCGGACAGGACGCGCUUCGCCCGGAACUGGUACCGCCAUGACCCCAUCGACUUUGAUGAGCUGGACGGGCCAUCGUCACCUCCAGCAGAGCAGAUUCCAGAUGCCCGUUCAGAAGAGACGCCUGGAACGCCGUUGCCCUUGCCAGGGAUCCUCCCUCAGCCCCGGGGCUCCAAGACAGACGCGACAGAUUACAAGUUGGCCGCAACUUCUGUCGCCGAGCUCUUCCGCCUACUUCAGUCCCCUCCAGAAGGCAAAUCGCGGGCCAAAAGACCCCUUUCUCUUCCUGAAGCAUCGAACAGAGGGCCUCUUGAGCGACCAUCUGGUACCAGGCCAUCAAAGAAGUCCAAAGCGCCACAGGUGAUGUCCGGCAUCCCGGAGACGAUGUCUAGCACGUCAUACGAGACGUCCAGCGUACCGCGGAAGACAUCAGGCCAAUUCGGAAGCCUGGCCAUGCCCCCCACCCCCCUACAGAAACGAAUAACACACGACAUGGUGCAGGAGAUGCCGCCGCCCGCCAACCAGCUCACAGUCACCAACCGGUCCAUCGCGAAGAAGCCUUCCCCAGCCCGCCCAAUACGAAGCGCCCCAACUGCCUCGCAGUAUCCUAUAGUCCCAUCUCAUCAGCCACAGAGUACUCGAUCUCUAGGUGUCGCCGGUACCAAGACCAAAUCAGCAGGCCUUGCUCCCAAACACGCCACAGGAGCGGAGAAGAAAGAUGCCAUCAGAUCGGUUGUCGACACUUGGAAGCAGAAGACGGCCAGCGGAAGCAAGGCGAACCCGGGCCGAGGUUCCAAGACACCCAAGCCACCAAACGUCAAGGUCACUGAUGGGAAGGUAAAGACUAAACGUGCGGCCCCAAGGGCAGAGCCGCGCAAGCGGCGGGUGGGCGACACCAAGAAGAUUUCCGGGGCUGAGAAAAAGAGAAAAGCACACCCCAAAGACCCUGGUGCCGCUAGAGUACCGAGGAAAGAGAAGAGAGAUGGUCGAUCUUCGUUGGGACACGGCAAGCCGGGAGCUCACGACACGCAUUCCACCACCAAGAUCGGCCACAUGUCUUACUCAACGACCAAUGGUCCCAUCUAUCUACUGGGUGGAGGAUCGCAAGACUCCGACUCGGGUUCCGAUGUCGAGAGUGAUGACGAUACGUCUGAUUCUGACUACGCUUCCAAUCCAUCCCAGACAAGUGAUUUGGAUGACGACGAGCCGGCCCAAGAAGGAGGACCAAAUCAGUCGGACACAGAAGACGCUGCCAACGCCAGCCAAGACGGGGGACCAGGACAAGAUUCGGCACAAGAUUCCAGGCCUACUUCACCAGAGUCUCCCCCAGGCGAACACGUCCCUAAUCCCCCUGGACAGUCCGCACUAACUCAACCCGAAGUCGAGCGUCCAGACUCGAGAAUAAGCCUGGUCUCUCAACCCUCGAUCCCAGAUAUAUCUGUUCCGAACCCGUACUUUGAAGGCACCCAGCAACCCGGAACAGUCCGUGAUAGUCCCAGGCGGUCAUGGUCUGCAGACCAAGACGCCUCGGGCUCCUUCGGAAACCAGCAGACAUCUGUCUCCUCUGGCCUAUAUAUGGAGCCUCCGUUUGAUACCGGUGCAUCGAGUAGCUACUACUCAUCGCCUCCGUUGCUGGGGCAGACUAUGGUAGCAGAUACCUCUCGACAGAAUUCUACUCUGGAACCACUGGGCGUCGAGAAUUCGCGAGGCCUUCCAGAACAGAGCCAGACUGACAGGACUCCGACUAGCAACAGCCGGCAGGUCGAUUCCACAUCCUCGUGGCCCUCUGAGGUUUUAGGAACGGCCCCAAUGAGCCCUAUGGACCAGCAUGGUUACACCGUUAGGCCAUCCGCACCGUCGUCCGGAAACCCUCGGCUGUUCGAUGGCUCAUACUAUCCUCCGGUAAAUUCAGCAUCGGCAUCAAACGAUCCUUUCCAAGGCCAGACUCAAUCAUCUCAGCCCUCGUUUGGGGGAGAUCUGUCGCAGGCAUCUGUACUUGCUCGGCAACAGGCCUCUGCAUCGCCGAGCGGUAUAUCAAGAGGCUUAUCUCGAAACCAAGCACCAGCAGGUGCAGACUCCUCCGGUCAACGGAGUAUCGAAACGGUCCAAAUGGGAAAAAUGCCGACGUCUAGCCCGACAUCAGUUCCGGAGCUGACGCCAACUACAGGGCAGCCCGCGCCACUCGGUCAACCUGAAUCACCGUGGACUACGGCAACCGGACAGGGCCUCAACGCGAGUUACUUCUCCGGAGCCCCCUACACAUCAGCCGAGGCGGCGUACGACCCGUACUCUACUAGCCCAAUAGCUCCUGAGCAACAGGCGGUCCCUCAGUCAGACCCCUGGACCGCAAGUCGUACAAGAAACACCAAUGAGCAAGCUUCGACAUGGCCGCCCAAGCAGUAUGAGCCGUUCUCCCCAAGCUCUCCAACUGUUCCUGUUCCUGGUGUCUCGAGCAAACAAGCAUGGGGACAACAGGCCGGUUCGCCUGCCACGUUCGACAGGCAACAAGAACGCCAGCCUUUCUCUGGAGACCAAUUCUCAGGUACGGGUCUGUCAGAAUGGAAUGCUAGAGACAACAGCGUAGCACCGAUGGACUCGCAGAACCCUCACGCCACUCGCCAGUCAGGCCCCGCGCCGUACGCCGCGCAGGGCUCGCAGCUGGAGCCCUACGGCUCGCAUCAGUCGCCAGCAGGGAACCAGGUCUACGUCCUCGGGGACCCGUCGCCUCAGAGGACCGGCGGCAGCAACAAGGGCAAAAUCCUCCUGGCGGCGGCGGCUGGGGCAGCUGUCGGCAUUGGGGCCGCUACGCUUCUGAGCCGGAGCUCGUCCGCGUCGUCCAAGAGCUCCCACGUCCAGUCGCCGCCGUCCGAGAUAAACAUGGAAAACUACGCCGCCUGGGGGGACGUCCCUGCCUCCAACGAUGGGCCUCAUUACGAUGGAGCGGAUAGCGGCUUGGAGAAAGCGGGGGGCGCUUUGAGCUCGUCAUCGUCGUCUUCUUCGUCGUCGUCGUCAUCAUCGGGCCAUGGAGAUCGUGGCGAUUCGGCCCAGAGAGAGACGGCUUCUCACGACUGGAACGACGUCGACAGCGACGGCAACCAGGGCGACGCUAGCAAUGACAAAGGGUUCGGGAUGAGAGAUGGCGAUGAUGAGUCAGACAACCACUCCGUGGCCUUUGAUCAGUUAACAUCCGUCUCAUAUGACAACGAAGAUGCUCCCCAGGCCCCGAGUGUGUCGGGAGCCUCGGAAUCGGACCAACCUGGAUUUUACGACGAUGACGACUAUGGCAGCGCCUGUAACGAUGAUGAGAGUCAUGAUCAGGGGUCGGAGCAGUCCCAGGCCGGGGAGCACGACAUGUAUGGAUCGGAGCAGGAGCUAGCGUACAACUCGGAGCCUCAGGGGCAGUUCGCAUCUGAUUCGGAUCAAGGGUCGGGGUCAGAACAAGAAUACAUGGUGGACGAUGAGGCUGUUCACGAAGAAUAUCCUAGCUCCGUGGCGGGAUCGGAUCACUACCUUGAGCAGUCGGGUGUAGAGCAAGAUGAGAGUGAGCUAGAUGAGGAAGGUGAAGAUGGCAUUGGGCAUGAGUAUGGAGAUGAAAGCGAUGAGGCGGAAGGUUACGGCGAGGAGGAGCAAGAUGAAAGUCAGGAAGAUGAAAGUGAUAUUGAGGAAGAGGAGGAAGAGGAGGAAGAGGAGGAAGAGGAGGAGGAAGAUGAAGUUGAAGAUGAAGAGGAGGAGGAGGAGGAGGAAGAAGAGGAUGAAGAGGAUGAAAGCGAGGAGGAUGAAGAAGAAAUCGAAGACUAUGGUGAGCCGGAGAGCGAAGACUAUGCCGAGGAGUACGACGAAGGCGGCGGCGGUUCGGACAGUGAUGCGUAUAGUUACUAA